Messenger RNA from Triticum aestivum (bread wheat), 550 nucleotides. RefSeq lists its product as uncharacterized. The transcript has a single exon. The record is from RefSeq and is a predicted model, not a curated record. NCBI's taxonomy places the organism in Eukaryota, Viridiplantae, Streptophyta, Magnoliopsida, Poales, Poaceae. The coding region runs from base 11 to 274 and encodes 87 amino acids.
UUUAGACACCAUGAAAGAGCAACUGAAAGCAAGUAGGAUUAAGAUUUUGGCUGCCUUGCUGGUCUUCGCCAUGGUUACUCAAGGCUUGGCGAUUCGGGUCAAGGGGACGGUGAGGAAUGACAUCACCGAUGAGGCUGUCAGCGCAAAAACCACCCUCGGUGCAGGCAGCAGCACAACCGUUGACAACCACCAUGCAAUCCCACGGGACCAGUAUAGUAGCCAUGGAGGAGAGGACGGAUCAGGUGGCAGUGGUGGUGAUACUACAAAGAACUAGUGCCAUUCUCAGAGACUGUUCUGUUCGCCCAAGAUACAUAUUCUGAUCUCUAAUUUCAUAUUGUAUAGAUGCCAGCAGCGCUAAUAUUAUUACUAUUCAUGCCUACAUGAAAUGAAGCUGCUUAAGGGAAGAGUAAUGUCGAAGAUAGUAUGCUUGUUAUUUACAUCCUCACAGAAGGAAAAAGCUAUGUUUCGUUUGAAGAAUAAAGAAGAGCUAUGUGUGUAAGGAAACAUUCAUGAUUAACACGGCAGUCAUCAAUAAAAUUCAUGCCUGCAA